Molecule: messenger RNA, 378 nt
Organism: Chaetura pelagica (chimney swift)
Lineage: Eukaryota; Metazoa; Chordata; Aves; Apodiformes; Apodidae
Gene: FGF22
Product: fibroblast growth factor 22
Exons: 3
Coding region: 1-378 (125 amino acids)
Biological process (GO): positive regulation of protein phosphorylation; animal organ morphogenesis; regulation of cell migration
Cellular component (GO): cytoplasm
Molecular function (GO): growth factor activity; fibroblast growth factor receptor binding
Source: RefSeq, a predicted model, not a curated record
AUGGAACCCCGCUGGGCUGGGGGACUGGAAGCAGCCCAGGACCUGCCCCCCACAUGGAGCCGGGCACUGGCCGGCACCUGCAUCGUCGAGAUCCGGUCGGUGCGUGUCGGCGUCGUGGCCAUCAGGGCAGUGCACACCGGCUUCUACCUGGCCAUGAACAAGCAGGGGAGGCUCUACGGGUCGAAGGAGUUCAGCCCCAGCUGCAAGUUCAUGGAGCGCAUCGAGGAGAACGGCUACAACACCUACGCUUCCCUGCGCUGGCGGCACCGCGGCCGCCCCAUGUUCCUCUCGCUCAACAGCCGGGGCCGGCCGUGGCGGGGGGGCAGGACGCGCCGGCACCACCUCUCCACCCACUUCCUGCCCAUCCUCGUCAGCUGA